This is a messenger RNA of Cercospora beticola, 2188 nucleotides long. RefSeq lists its product as uncharacterized. The record is from RefSeq and is a predicted model, not a curated record. NCBI's taxonomy places the organism in Eukaryota, Fungi, Ascomycota, Dothideomycetes, Mycosphaerellales, Mycosphaerellaceae.
CCAGGCCUCUGCCCUCCCACCACCCCAUUGUCCGCUCUCCGCCCACUGCUGCCUCCGAUAACACGUACCGCCACCACUCCGCCCCCCUCGCCGCUCAUCAUCUCGCCCGCAGCGAACGGAUCGACGUGUUUUGUCCAGUUCAUCCUCAGGAGACAAGCAGCUGGGAGCUCUCGAAGGGUUCAAACAGCUCGAGCUUUCUGAUCCAGAGCAUCGCCGCACCUGCUCGCCAGCAUCUCCCCGCCUCGUCCACAGCACCGCCAACUUCAUUCUGCCAAGCGACCACCUGUCUCCUUCCGCACGACUCCGAUCAUCCCCGUUGCGCAGCAGGCUUCCUCCUUCCCGCACGGGACAGCGUAGCCAACACCACCGGCAGACGCCGUGCGCUCAGAGUAGCAUGGCCACCGCCGAAGUCGACAGCAGGCCGCCUGAGCGUCCCAACAAGCGCCGUCCAUUCGCCAAUUUCGUCAAACGCCUGACCAAUUUCAAACACGGAGACCAAAAGAAGGAAGACAAUGGCAAGAAGGGCAGUGGAGGCAAUGUUCUCAAGCACAAGAAGAACAACACGUCGUCGAGCAAGAACAACCCGUACCCGCAAUCUGGGCAUUUCCACCAACCGCAUCAAGAAAGUCAGCCUUCGCUGAGCCCAUCGGGACGAGAGCAAUAUGAGAGCGCGUCAUUCUCGUCGCUUCCGGGAAGCUCAGUGCAGGAGGAUGAGGGGCACAACGGCCACGGCAACAAGAGUGGAGCUCCAACGCUGGCAACAAACCCAGAAACGGUACACAGCGAUGCCGGGCACAGCAGAGCGGUAACGACGUCCACGGGUGCAGGCGCACUGAGUACGGCGGGUGCGAAUAGUACCUUCAGCUCGCCAAACCACAGCGAUCACUCUCUGGCAACUACCUUGACUACAAUCCAGUCGAUGUCAAAUGCCGCUGGACACCACAAUUCCUCGCAACAUACACACUACAACAGUCAGAGUCAGCCUAAUGGCACUCACUUUUCGCAUCAAUACCCGGUGUCGCCAGCACCAUCUGCGGCCAUGACUGCGUCUGCAAUUCCGCGACACUUGCACGCCGAUGCUACCGCCGCCUCGGUCGCAAACACCCCUGCGACUUACAGUUCGGCCACUGCCAACAACAUGCUCUCGGACAAUGCCAGCAUCCUCACCUUGGCUUCCUCGAGCAAGCGAAGGCGGAGAAGCAUGGAUACAGACGCAUCAGUGCGCGCUCUAGCCCCUGGAUCGACGUUCGGAGGCAGCCGCGAGUCACUGCCACUGAGUGUGUUGAGCAGUGGACAAGAUCCAUCUCGUCAAUCGAUCGGUGGCAUGCCUGGAUCAGCCAGUGCGGAACGCGCUAGCGUGUACUCUUCGUCAGGUCUCAUUCGGGAACUGCCAGGCACGCACACAUCUGCUCUACAGUCUGAGCGCAACUCCUACUACAACCGACCUGGUGACGCCAAAUCUUUGCGUUCCAUCACGAACAUCAAAGACGACGCACGAUCGAUCAGCGGCAUGGAUGCGCGUUCGCAGUAUGAUGCCAAGAGCAUACACGAUGUCGCGAGUGUGAGAAGUGUCGACACGAAAGGCGCUUUGAACAAUGAGUCUGAUCGUCAUCAUGUCCGAAACGGUAGUAUCCCGGGCAGCAUCGGCGGUCAAGCUUAUACCCCGAGUCUUUUGCGCCAAAGCAGCGCAGCCGGAACGCUGGACCUGAGUCGUCGAAGCAGCAACUGGGAUGAGCCGGAGCAGAAUAAAGAGAGCGCUGAUGCGGUGGUCGAAAACACUAGCAACAGCGCCAAAAAGCAACCAGCACAAGAUUAGGUCCCUUGCGAUGCCGUAUUCUAUUGCGGCGAAGAGAAUGGUAUCCUAUGGCGAACGAGGGGAAGGGCGCUCAGCGUGGAUUUGAUGCUCGAUCACGCGAGGACGAGAUAUUUGACAGAGCAGUCUCGGUUACGAGCGAGGAGGCUGGAGGUAUUGAGAACGGAAUACCAGAAUUCUUGAGGGCGGCGCACGGGAAGCUGGUGGGGUGGAUGUCCGUGUAUUCGGUCUGGAGUUUUGCUUACGAUUCGAUCAGUCUGUGUUAUUAUCCAAGAAGGUGUGCGCUCUUCAAGGCGUGGGGAACAUGGCGAAUUAUUGGGGAUCAACAGCACGAUACCCGGGCAGCAUGGCACAGUCGUGGAGUCUGAAAAUUGG